Messenger RNA from Felis catus (domestic cat), 3549 nucleotides. Its product is annotated as olfactory receptor 5A1. Gene Ontology annotation, cellular component: membrane. Gene Ontology annotation, biological process: sensory perception of smell; G protein-coupled receptor signaling pathway. Gene Ontology annotation, molecular function: odorant binding; G protein-coupled receptor activity; olfactory receptor activity. Bases 128 to 1240 code for a protein of 370 amino acids. The record is from RefSeq and is a predicted model, not a curated record. NCBI's taxonomy places the organism in Eukaryota, Metazoa, Chordata, Mammalia, Carnivora, Felidae. The transcript has a single exon.
UCUGGUUGUCUUCUUUGGAAAAAUGUCGACUCAUGUCUUCUACCCAUUUCUUAACUAGAUUACUUGGUUUUGGGGUGUUAAGUUUGGUAAGCUCUUUCUAGAGUUUGGUACUAACCCUUUAUCAGAUAUGUCAUUGGCAAAUAUCUUCUCCCAUCCCGCAGGCUGCCUUUUAGUUUUGUUGAUUGUUUCCUUCACUGUGCAGAAGCUUUUUGUCUUGAUGAAGUCCAACAGUUGCCCUUGGAUUAUCAUUAUUGUGCCAGGUCUACUCUUCUCCUUGUGGUCCAUGAGAAGCAUGUCCACAGCUAAGGCCUGGAAUAGCUCUUCAGUAACCAUGUUCAUCUUCCUGGGAUUUGCAGACCAUCCAGAACUCCAGACCCUUCUCUUUGUGACCUUCCUGGGUAUCUAUCUCGUGACACUGGCCUGGAACCUGGCCCUCAUCUUUUUGAUCAGAGGUGACCCCCGUCUGCACACACCCAUGUACUUCUUCCUCAGCAACUUGUCUUUCAUCGACAUCUGCUACUCUUCUACAGUGGCCCCCAAGAUGCUCACUGAUUUCUUCCGGGAGCAAAAGACCAUAUCAUUCUUGGGCUGUGCUGCUCAGUUUUUUUUCUUUGUCAGUAUGGGUCUCACUGAGUGCUUCCUCCUGACUGCCAUGGCAUACGACAGAUACGCAGCCAUCUCCAAUCCCCUGCUGUACACAGCCAUCAUGUCCCAAGGCCUCUGCACACGCAUGGUGCUUGGGGCAUAUGUUGGUGGCUUCCUGAGCUCCCUGAUCCAGGCCAGCUCCAUAUUUCAGCUUCACUUCUGCGGACCCAACAUUAUCAAUCAUUUCUUCUGUGACCUCCCUCCAGUACUGGCACUUUCUUGCUCUGACACCUUUCCUAGUCAAGUGGUGAAUUUUCUCGUGGUAGUCACUAUUGGGGGGACAUCAUUCCUCAUCCUCAUCAUCUCCUACAGUUACAUAGGAACUGCUGUCUUGAAAAUCCGUUCAGUGGAAGGCCGAAAGAAAGCCUUCAGCACAUGUGCCUCACACUUGAUGGUGGUGACUCUGUUGUUUGGGACGGCCCUUUUCAUGUACCUGAGACCCAGCUCCAGCUACUCGCUUGGCAGGGACAAGGUAGUGUCUGUGUUCUAUUCACUGGUGAUCCCCAUGCUGAACCCUCUUAUUUACAGUUUGAGGAACAGAGAGAUCAAAGAUGCCCUAUGGAAGGUGUUGGAGAAGAAAAAACUGUUUUCCUAGUUCACGAUUGAAAAUAUAUUUCUCCAGAGACAAAUGAUCUCUGGCAUCUACCUCCACCUCUGACAUUGACAAGGGAGACAUCUUGUGUGCAUAUUUGAAAAUGGAGGCUCCUCCCACCAGAUUUCUCUCACCAUUCCUCAUGGCCAUCUGCCUACUGACCCACCAUGGAUAGUCAAAAGGAGGAAGAGAUUACUUCAGCAAAAACAUCACCCCAGGAUACCCAAUUGGUAUUACAACAACCACCUUUUAUUGGGUGCUUAAUGAGUACCAGGCACAAACGUUAUUUAAUUAAAUAAUGACGCACAUAGCACCAUCCCCAUGUUAUAAAUGAGGAGACAGAGUCCCAGCAAGGAAGACUGACUUGCCCAGGACCAUACAGGAAAAGGUUGAACCCAUUCAGACCCAGGUUUUCUGAACUCCAGAGCCAGUGCUCUGCCCAAAUGCUACCUUCCACAUUCAACAACAAACAACCUUGAAGUUGUACAAGUGUAUGACUCUUGUUACUAGCAUAUGGCAGAACCCAAAAAGAUACACUAUAUAUGGUUGAGGUGAAUGAGAAGAAUAAGAUACCUACUCCAUUAAACACUCUUCCAAGACCUCCCUGUUGGAUUGCCAUUACAGCUACUCAAUAAUUUGCUAACACUGAAGGACAUUACCCUUUGCCGCCAUUUUUCUCUAUCUCCACUACAUUGGGGCCUAGAAAUUCUGAACUCAACGGAAUCACAUCAGUGCUCUUCUUCCCAGUCUCAAUCACCGAAACCACCUAGUUGGUCAGUAUCUUCUAGAUUUCUACCACGUCAUCCUGUUCAGCACCUGACUCCAUUUCAUAGUAUGGUCUCCUUUUCUCACCAUAUUCUGAGUUCUUCUUGCUCUCUUCUAUUUGAACCCAUUGCUCCUAUAAGAUCCUUGCUUCUUUCCCUGUAUAGAUUAGCCCUUGCAGACCCACAGUGAGUAUUAUUUGCUAUCAUCUCAGGAAGGUAUACCCCAGGCUCUCACCUCCAGGUCAUUACUCCUUUAUGGAAGGUACUUACAGUGGCCUUGAUCAGCACAACCAUUUCUCCUGGCAAAUCCCUCUCUCAUUGUUCUGUGGCUCUGUUCCCUUCCCAACACACUGACUUUCCAUUCGUGCAGGUCUAGUGGAUAUACAGAAAGAUUUAAUUUGAUUUUGUUGUUCAUGUAAGUGGAUUAAUUAUUUCCUUUGUACCUGGAAGAGUGUAAAGAAUGCAUGGGGAAGAAAGAUAUCUGUGUUAGGUCUCCUGGUUUCUCCAGUCUCCUAAAUUCAUUCCCACCCAAGGUCAAGCAAACUUAAAAUGACCCAUAGAAAUAACACCCAAUGGUAUUACCCAAUGGGUAACUUUUCCUGAAGUUCCUUUAUCAGUUACCUUUAUGAAUAUUAGAACCCAUAUGACAUCAUUGUAUUGGAAAGUCUGGAGAUCAUUUCUACUGAUGGUUGCUACACCCUGGACAGCUCUAGUUUUGUGCUUCCCCAGCUGGCUGAGGAUAAUGUGAGGAGGUCUUUGUGAUUAUUUAAAAUGUAAGAUCCAAUGGAGGGGCCAAGAAGAGCAGACUUCAGGACCAAAAAAUUGAUUAUUCCUUUGAAGCUUAGCAUUGAUAUGCUUGAAUUCUGGGGGUUUUUUUAAUCCAAAUGAAUACAACUUGAUUAAGGAUAUUCUUUCUUCCUAAAAGAAGUGAUUCAAUUUAUGACAAUUAUGGGAAAAGGUUUACUUAAAGAAAAUCUUUAUUCAAUAUCAGAUCAUCUUACCUUCUUCUUUAAGUUCAAACAUACACACAUCCUCUUUGUUUUCCCUUAUGUCUUAUUUUGCAACCAAUCUUAGUUCAUAUACCAUAGACCUCCACGUGACCUCAUGAAGGAGCUUUACAUGUAAGCUUUACACAUAAGUACAUGUAAAAUGUGGCCUCUACAUAGUUUGAUCUGAGGAAUCUGAGUGUAUUAGUUUAUUAUCACUACUGUAAGCUAAUUGCCACAAACGAAGUGGCUUCAAACCACAUACAUUAAUUAUCUCAACAUUCUGUAGCUUAGAAGUUUGACAAAGGUCUCACUGGGUUGAAAUCAAGGCAUCGGCAGGGUUGUGUUCCUUUCUGGAAGCUCUCGGAUAGGCUCCAUUUCCUUGCCUUCCCCAGCUUCUAGAGGCCACCUGCAUUCUUUAGCUGGUGGUUCCCUUCCUCCAUCUUCAAAACCAGUGAUGUCACAUCUAUGCUGAGCUGGGAAAGGUUCUCUGUUUUUUUUUUAACUAUGUGUUUAAUUUUAAUUCCAGUGCAGUUAACAUACAGUGUUAUAUUAGUUUCAG